AUGAAGUGCAGCGCCUACAGGGCGUCGUCCAGUGAGUUGUGGGCGAGGCAGGGAAGCGGAGGAGGUGGGGUGAGCCUUGAGAGUGAGCAUGAUUUGGCCGUCAUGGUUAACGAUUUCUUGGAAAAUAGCAGUAACAGUUGUGGGACUGACUCAAGAUACAGCAGUGAUAGUGAUUCCAGCCUUGCUGAUCUUCGUCUGCUCUCGCACAAAAUCUCCUACUUCAAGUUGGUGAUGGAUAAGUUCGAGAGUGAUUUGAUGUCAGUGGUCAAUUCCCUUGCACUCUCAAUAAAUGAAGGAGACCUCACAGCAGCGGCUCCCGGCCCCUGCAAUGCCAGCUGCAUAAGGUUCUCCCUUGUGAACCUUCUUCGGCUGUCAGGAUAUGAUGCUGGAGUGUGCACAUCUCGUUGGCCCGGGACUGUCAAGGUUCCAGGAGGUGAUCAUGAAUACAUAGACGUGAUUUACUACAACGAUACUGGCACAAGCGAGCGUUUGAUUGUCGAUAUCGACUUCAGAAGCCACUUUGAGAUUGCAAGGGCUGUCGAGUCCUACGACAGGAUAUUGAAUUCCCUCCCGGUUAUUUACGUGGGUACUCUCGCAAAGCUCGAGCAGUAUCUUCAGGUGAUGGCCGAGGCCGCUCGGUCGUCUUUGAAGCAGAACUCGAUGCCUCUUCCUCCGUGGAGGGCUUUUGCGUAUCUUCAAGCCAAAUGGUGGUCUCCACAUCAGAGGAGGUUUGAUUCUGACAUACAAAAUCUUGAUGGCGUGAUUUCUCACGAACACCAUAAAUGUGGUGGGCAUCUCAAAAACUUGCAAUCCUUACUUGUGUCCGAUAUUGAUGGGGAACGAAUGCAUUGUGGUGGAAGAGCCGAAGGUGGUAGACGAGGAGUGAAAGGUUGGAGGGCGAAGCUGUCAAAUCGCUCGUAG
Molecule: messenger RNA, 921 nt
Organism: Striga hermonthica
Lineage: Eukaryota; Viridiplantae; Streptophyta; Magnoliopsida; Lamiales; Orobanchaceae
Source: the annotation of a GenBank genome assembly